Molecule: messenger RNA, 1418 nt
Organism: Oryzias latipes (Japanese medaka)
Lineage: Eukaryota; Metazoa; Chordata; Actinopteri; Beloniformes; Adrianichthyidae
Gene: eipr1
Product: EARP complex and GARP complex interacting protein 1
Biological process (GO): protein ubiquitination
Molecular function (GO): protein binding
Source: RefSeq, a predicted model, not a curated record
UUGAAUCUUUAGUUACGCAUCACUUCGCGGAAGUGCUGCUGUUUUUAAUGAGAAGCACGGGGUGGAAAUAAAGCAUUUUAGCAGCUUUUUUAUUCUCGGUGAAAAAGUGUUUUUGUUGCAACAGCAAACUGAAGGAUGGAAGACGACGCCCCUGUCAUUUACGGGCUGGAAUUUCAGGCGCGUGCGCUGACAGCCCAAACAGCUGAGACUGAUGCCAUUCGGUUUCUGGUGGGAACCCAGUCCCUAAAGUUUGAUAACCAGAUCCACAUCAUUGACUUUGAUGAUGAGAAUAACAUCAUUAAUAAGAAUGUCCUCCUGCACCAAGCUGGGGAGAUAUGGCACAUUGCUGCCAGUCCUGCAAAUAAGGCUGUGCUUAGCACGUGCUACAACAAAACCAAUGACAGCAAAGUGAUGUCGUGUGCAGCCGUUUGGCAGAUGCCCUCUGGUUGGGAGACAGGAAGCCACGAGUCAGCUGAUGACUCUGCCCAAAAUCCCCAAACCCUGGAGCUGCUCUUUGACCUUGACAGUGGGACUCAACACAGCUCUUCCUGCGUGCUGUGGGAGCCCAUGGGUGAUGGCAAGCGUGUGAUUUCAUUGGCUGAUAACCAAGCACUGCUCUGGGACCUGCAGGAAAGCCCCACAAAGGCCACAGUUUCUAGCACAGCCACUCUGGAGGGCAAAGGCCAGCUGAAGUUCACCUCUGGCAAGUGGAGCCCCCACCACAACUGCAGUCAGCUCGCCACAGCAAAUGACACGGCUAUACGAGGCUGGGACCUUCGCACCAUGAGUCAGAUCUACUGUGUAGAAAAUGCUCAUGGCCAGCUGGUGCGUGACCUGGACUUUAAUCCAAACCGUCAGUACUACUUGGCGAGCUGCGGAGACGACUGCAAGGUCAAGUUCUGGGAUGUCCGCAAUGUUCAGGAGCCUGUGAAAACAUUGGAAGAGCACUCUCAUUGGGUGUGGAGUGUCCGCUACAACCAGAGCCAUGACCAACUGGUGCUAACAGCCAGCAGCGACAGCCGCCUCAUCCUUUCCAACAUGGUCUCCAUCUCCUCGGAACCAUUUGGACACAUGGUGGACGAUGAAGAGCUCAGUGAAGGGGAAGACAACCCUCAGGAAGAAAAGGUUAAGGAGCCCCUAAAAGACAGUGUGGUGUCCACCUACGAGGAGCAUGAAGACAGCGUGUACGCCGCUGAGUGGUCAUCAGCCGAUCCCUGGCUUUUCGCUUCGCUGAGCUACGAUGGUCGUCUGGUUAUCAACAGGGUUCCCCGAGCCCUCAAAUACCGUAUCUUACUGUAAGGAACGUUGGGGUUUUGGGGGCUUGUAUUUUUGAGUGUAUGUUUAAAAUGACCAAUAAUGUGUACAUUCUCUGUAAAAAGUCAGCUGUCUAUCAAUAAAACCAAAUACUGAUCUCUGGA